Messenger RNA from Capsicum annuum, 2551 nucleotides. RefSeq names its product CO(2)-response secreted protease. Gene Ontology annotation, biological process: proteolysis. The transcript has 11 exons. The record is from RefSeq and is a predicted model, not a curated record. Gene Ontology annotation, molecular function: serine-type endopeptidase activity. The coding region runs from base 88 to 2436 and encodes 782 amino acids. Lineage: Eukaryota; Viridiplantae; Streptophyta; Magnoliopsida; Solanales; Solanaceae.
ACAAGCUAUAAAAGCCCUAUAUAUACUUCUCUUCUUGUCGAUCUACAAGGAAUUUAAUUACUUGCAUGAGUAAUACUACUCUAUGUUAUGGCUUUUCUUUUUCAUUUUUCUCCUACUAUUUUCUCCAUAUUAUUUCUUAUGAUCACUUCUUGCAUAGCAUCAAAUGAUCAAUCUCCCAAGCCUUACAUUGUGUAUAUGGGUAGUACUUUGAAUAGCAGUGGGGACUCUGCUGAAAUUGCAGAAUUGUUGCAUAUUCGAAUAUUGUCAUCCAUUAUCCCAAGUGAAGAAAGUGAGAGAAUCUCAGUAAGGCAUUCCUAUCAUCAUGCUUAUAGGGGCUUUUGUGCCUUGCUUACCAAACAAGAAGCCACCCUUUUGUCAGGUCAUGACGAAGUUGUAUCAGUAUUUCCAGAUCCCAUACUUGAACUUCACACAACACGUUCCUGGGAUUUUUUGGGUGCCACUGUUGGAUCUUAUUAUUCCACCUACAACCAUUCUUCUUCUUCUAAUUCUGACGUUAUUAUUGGAGUUAUUGACACAGGCAUAUGGCCAGAGUCACCCGGUUUUGAUGACCAACAUAUUGGAGAAGUGCCAUCAAGAUGGAAAGGAGUUUGCAUGGAAGGAGUUGACUUUCACAAGUCAAACUGCAAUAGGAAGUUGAUUGGAGCAAGAUUUUACAAUAUUGACGAUCAAGAUUCCGACAUCACAGAAAUACCUAAAAGUACAAAAAUACCAUCAAGACCACCAAAUGGAACACCAAGGGAUAAAGUAGGUCAUGGAACACACACAGCCUCAAUUGCAGCAGGUGCAUUUGUCCCUAAUGCCACUUACCAUGGCCUAGCAAGUGGCAUUGCUAGGGGAGGCUCACCCUUUGCUAGGAUAGCAACUUACAAAGCAUGUUCAGAGGGGUACUGUCAAGGUUCUGCAAUACUCAAAGCAAUUGAUGACGCGAUUAAAGAUGGAGUUGACAUAAUUUCAAUAUCUGUUGGAAAGAGUUUUGUUUUCCAAACUGACUUUAAAGAUGAUCCAAUUGCAAUUGGGGCGUUUCAUGCUGCUGAGAGAGGUGUUGGUGUUGUUUGUUCUGGUGGCAAUGAAGGCCCUGAUUCUUAUACUGUUACCAACUCUGCUCCUUGGAUUCUCACUGUUGCUGCUUCUACCAUUGAUAGAAAUUUUCAGGUCAAUGUGGUCCUGGGAAACAAUGUCUCUUUGAAGGGGACAGGAAUAAGUUUCUAUACUAUAGGUCGCUCCAAAACUUAUCCCCUUGCAUUCGGUGAAAAUAUUCCUUUUCACCCCUCGUUAACUUUUCAAGCCAGGAAUUGUAUGCCAGGUUCACUGGACGCCAAACGAGUUGCUGGGAAAAUAGUUGUUUGUAUGAAUGAUGGCUGGUCAGUAUCAAGAGAAAUCAAGAAAUUGGUUUUGCAAGAUGGCAAUGCAAAGGGCUUGAUUUUAAUUGAUGAAAAAGAGAAAAGUUCCCCAUUUGAUUCAGGCAACUUUCCAUUUGCUGAAUUUGGAAAGCUAGCUGGGGCACAAAUUCUUCAAUAUAUUAAUUCCUCCCGGAAUCCACUGGCAACUAUAUUUCCUGUUAAUGAGAUCCGAAGAUUUAAGCCAGCUCCAGUAGUAGCUGAUUUUUCAUCACGCGGACCUGCUUCACUUACGGAGAAUAUUCUUAAGCCCGAUAUAACUGCUCCUGGCGUUGGCAUAUUAUCAGCUAUGAUACCCAAUACAGAUGACAAAAAAUCAUCUUUAUUUGGCAUAACAUCAGGAACAUCUAUGGCUUGCCCACAUGUUAGUGGAGCUAUGGCCUUCAUUAAAUCAAUCCACCCAACUUGGAGCUUCUCAAUGAUCAAAUCUGCUAUCAUGACAACAGCAACAAUAUCCAAUAAUGCGAGAAAGCCCUUGUCAAAUACGUCAAAUCUUCAUGCAAGUCCACAUGAAAUAGGUGCUGGGGAAUUAAACCCUAUUAAAGCUCUUAAUCCAGGCUUGGUAUUUGAAACAACCAUGAAUGAUUACUAUAACUUCCUUUGUUAUUAUGGCUACAAUGAAAAAGAACUUAGAUUAAUAGUAUCUAAUAAAAAGAAUUUCAUUUGCCCAACAAAUACUAGGACUACGUACAAAAAGGAACUCAUAUCACACAUAAAUUACCCUUCAAUCUCUAUAGAAAAACUUGAGCAAAAUCGAAUUUUGAGAGUGAAACGAGUCGCGACAAAUGUUGGUAACUCUCCAAAUGCCACGUAUACUUCCUCGAUUUUCGGUCCACCGGGUUUGAUCGUUAGGGUUUCUCCUUCAAAGAUUGCAUUUGUGAAAGGAAUAAAGAAAGCUUCAUUUGAAGUCUCUUUUGAUGGUAAUAAAGCAUCAAAAGGUUAUAAUUUUGGGGUUAUAACAUGGUUUGAUGGUUCUCAUGAUAAGGUUCAUAUGGUAUUUGCAGUGAAUGUUGAGUAGUGGUUUAAGUUUUUUUGUGUAUAUCGUAGAGGGAUGAGAUAUUAUUGUAAGAUAUCAUUAUAUUCCCCAAAUUUAUAAAUUGGAAUAAAAUAAUUUUGAUAAGUGUUCAUGUAAA